AUGAUCAAAGCAGGCACAUUUGCAAAUCUACUCAAACUGCACGAUUUGAACCUGGGCCAUAACCAGAUAGAAAUGAUUCAAGAAGAUUUAUUUCAAAACCUACCCGGACUACAAAAGUUAGACCUGUCCAACAACCAGCUAACAAUGAUUCAGACGCGUACGUUUCACAAUCUGCCUCAGCUGUUCCGGUUGAAACUGGAAGGUAACCAAAUCAAUUAUAAUGCAUUUAAUAAUCUGCCCAAGCUCCAAAUUUUGGACCUUCGGUCAAACCAGAUGUCUGCCAUUAUCCCGUCAGCGUUUUAUUUGUUGCCAUCGCUUCGUACCAUUAAACUUGAAGAUAACCCUUGGUGGGCAUUCAGUAGCGCAGUUUCUGGCAUCAUCGUGAUCAGUGGCGCCAUCUUUCUCGCAGUGUGGUAG
Branchiostoma belcheri (Belcher's lancelet) is the source of this 417-nucleotide messenger RNA. Its product is annotated as leucine-rich repeat-containing protein 15-like. The record is from RefSeq and is a predicted model, not a curated record. The transcript is spliced from 3 exons. Gene Ontology annotation, molecular function: protein binding. The coding region runs from base 1 to 417 and encodes 138 amino acids. Gene Ontology annotation, cellular component: extracellular matrix. Lineage: Eukaryota; Metazoa; Chordata; Leptocardii; Amphioxiformes; Branchiostomatidae.